Molecule: messenger RNA, 591 nt
Organism: Manihot esculenta (cassava)
Lineage: Eukaryota; Viridiplantae; Streptophyta; Magnoliopsida; Malpighiales; Euphorbiaceae
Exons: 3
Coding region: 139-396 (85 amino acids)
Source: RefSeq, a predicted model, not a curated record
UGUACCUUGGCUUCAUUACUGUAGACCUCAACUCUGAUUUACUUAUUUUCAAUUUUGAAGAACUGCUUCUCUCGUCUUUUUACAUUCUUUCCAAAUUCCAAUUCAGCCUAAAUUCUCCAAAUCCACCAAUAAAAUAUCAUGAUUAGCAUUCUUGCACAAGAGCGUCUGCUUGGUGCUGUUCUGGGGAGUGCCUUCGUGGGUGUUGUUGUUUUUGAGCAAAGGAAACGCAUCUAUGAAUCCAUUUCUGCGGACCGUAAUCAAUUGGAUGCCCAAUCUCAGUUGAGAGAGCCCAUAUGUGGAAAGCAAUUUCGUUCACAAUUUGAACUUCAGUGGAACAAAGCUGUGGAUGAGACAUUUAAACCUGCGGUUGCUUCUCUUAAUUCACGCAGGCAGUAAAGAUUUUGUAGUAGUUCCACUAUAGAUGUAAGAAUAUCUUUAACAGAAAUUUGUGCAUGCAAUAGCAUGUGCAUAUCAAUAUUUUGACAGCUUGUUCUUCCUAAAUCAUAUUUGCGGGACAGGUGUCCUUUAACACCUGAGAAUUCUGUAUCAAAUUAAAAUUGCAGGGAAAAUUAGUUCCUAAUUGUACUGAAA